AAAAAAAACAGUUUCUCUAAAGCAAAUCUAUUAGGAGAGACCAGGAAGUACUACAAAUACACAAAGGAAGUGAUGGAGAGACAUGAUUGGUCCAGACAGUCCGACCACUUCCGCCGCUUUGGGCUAGCGAUACACUUAUCUCCCCGUCCUGUAUCAAGUAAACCUGGACUGUGUGAACUCUGUCUCCCUCAGAUCAGCGACCAGACCCGGAUCUGCCUAGAGACCCAAAGGCUGAGAGCUCCAAUGCCCAGUUGUGUCCCGGUCAGUCCCAGGACGUCUGUGGGUGGAGAUGGCUCAUAGAGAGAGAACAGAGAUUCGAACGGAGCAAAGGGAAACUUUGAAAUCGUUUUUUAAGGAGGGAAUGACACGUGUUGGUUCACCCUUAAUACCAAGAGCCGCAUCAGCUACUGGUUUGGAAACCUGUGUCAUAGAGAACUGGAUUGGAAACUACAGAAGGUCCUUUAAAGCUCCUUCUGAGCCGCGGCCCUCAAAGCCGAAGCUUCACACACGAGAGCUGUCGCCAUACAAUCUUUUUUGUAGGGACCUCCUCAGAAACAAAGGCACAUUAAACGAUAUUAAGGGCAGGUGGUCGACAUUAGGGGAAGACGAGAAGCAGAAAUACUAUCGAGAAGCAGCAGCACUGAGGUCACAAGGCCUGGCAGAGGACCUCAGCCCCGAGAUGAGGGAGCUCAAAAUUAAAAAGCACCUGAAGCAGCUGAAGUUUGAGGUGUCCAAACUUGAGGCUUUGGGUGUGGAAACGGCCAUUUUGUCAUUUGACCGCCAUAAAUCCGGUUUAGAGGUGUAUCAACUGAGCAGCAAAGGAGCAAAGGACACAGUCAACAACUUUGCACUCUACUUUAAAGCCAGCUUCUCAGCCCCAACAGCUCCUCAGCCACAACGCCAACACCAAAGAUCAAGCCGCAAAACCAAAGAUCAAGUAGAUGUGCUGGUUAAAAAAGUGCAGGAUGUGUUCAACCAAAAAUAUAAGGAGGCUGGAGGUAUUGGGAGGCUCCCCUAUCAGUCCUUGAUGAAUCAAAGCUUGAACAUAAAAGUUGCUGGACUGCCCAACGGCCUCACGCUCAAGAAGCCAUCCUUUUAUGGAAGGAACCAAUUGGAAGCCAUUUUGAAAGAUGCUAAGCAGAUUUCAUUCAAAAUAUAUGCAACACGAUGCCACUGCACUGACACAGCAGAGGAGCUUUCAGAGGACAUGGACGCAGAAGACACAGCAGACGGCAUCCAGACGAAGUCGUUGGAGAAGAUAUUAAAGGCCAUGUGUAGAAAUGGUAUUUCUUUUUGUAAAUUUAACACAUUUUGA
This is a messenger RNA of Epinephelus fuscoguttatus (brown-marbled grouper), 1315 nucleotides long. RefSeq lists its product as uncharacterized. The coding region runs from base 290 to 1315 and encodes 341 amino acids. Lineage: Eukaryota; Metazoa; Chordata; Actinopteri; Perciformes; Serranidae. Gene Ontology annotation, molecular function: DNA-binding transcription factor activity. The transcript has 11 exons. The record is from RefSeq and is a predicted model, not a curated record. Gene Ontology annotation, cellular component: nucleus.